Molecule: messenger RNA, 1893 nt
Organism: Lotus japonicus
Lineage: Eukaryota; Viridiplantae; Streptophyta; Magnoliopsida; Fabales; Fabaceae
Product: cyclin-dependent kinase F-1-like
Exons: 2
Coding region: 76-1494 (472 amino acids)
Biological process (GO): protein phosphorylation
Cellular component (GO): nucleus
Molecular function (GO): ATP binding
Source: RefSeq, a predicted model, not a curated record
UCAACAAAUAGUAGAUGAGGCAAAAGAACUAGAGAAGAAGAGAUUACAGGCGUUGAAGAAGCUGAAGUGAGUGAGAUGGAGCGUCGACCCAAGAGCUGGAGCAUCCAUACCCGAACCGAGAUCACCGCCAAGUACCAAGUCAUGGACCGGAUCGGCUCCGGAGCUUACGCCGACGUCUACCACGGCCGCCGUCUCUCCGACUACCUCACGGUGGCUCUCAAGGAGAUUCACGACUACCAGUCCGCCUUCCGAGAAAUCGAGGCUCUCCAGAUGCUCCAAGGCUUCCCAAACGUCGUCGUCUUGCACGAGUACUUCUGGCAAGAAGACGAGGACGCCGUCCUCGUCCUCGAGUUCCUCCGUACUGACCUCGCCACCGUCAUCGCCGACGCCGCCAAACAUGGAGGUCUCCCCGUCGGCGAGAUCAAACAGUGGAUGGUCCAGAUUCUCUGUGGCCUCGAUGCUUGUCACCGGAACUCGAUCGUUCAUCGUGACUUGAAGCCUUCUAAUCUCUUGAUUUCUGAAACUGGUGUCCUCAAAUUGGCAGAUUUUGGACAAGCAAGGAUACUUACAGAACAUGGAUUUGAUGCUUCAGAGAUGAACCAACAACCAUUUGAACAUGAUGCAGCUAAUCAUGAAAGUUCACUUCAAAAUCAACCUGAAGGUUUUCCUCAGACAGACAGCUUAGGCCAAGCUGGAUAUGGAAAUCAAGAGGAGGGAACCAUUUCUCAUGAAGAGCAUUAUAGAGUUUUAGAUGAGGUGGAAGCGAAGAGCUCUGCGGAUGACUUUGAUAAGGAUACAGACAUUCAUGAUGGGAAUACCUCUUGUCGUGCGACGUGCACGACGAAUGACAUGGAUAACGAUCCUCUAGAGACUUCUUUUAGUUAUGAAGCAAUGGAGGAGGAAGGUAAAGAGCUCGGGUGUCUGACAUCGUGUGUUGGAACUCGUUGGUUCAGGGCGCCUGAGUUGCUUUAUGGAUCGACAAAUUACGGUUUCGAGAUUGAUCUCUGGUCCUUGGGGUGUAUAUUUGCAGAGCUUUUGACUCUGAAGCCAUUGUUUCCUGGAACUGCUGACAUUGAUCAGCUCAGCAGGAUUAUUAAUGUUUUGGGCAACCUUGAUGAGAAAGCUUGGCCUGGUUGUUCGAAACUUCCUGAUUAUGCAAUAAUCUCGUUUAGCAAAGUAGAAAACCCUCCUGGUGUUGAAGCCUGCCUCCCCGACCGCUCCCCCGAUGAAGUGUCUUUGAUAAAAAAACUGGUUUGUUAUGAUCCAGCCAGGAGAGCUACAGCAAUGGAACUCCUCCAUGACAAGUACUUCAGUGAAGAACCUCUUCCUGUUGCUGUUUCUGAGCUUCGAGUUCCUUUAACUAGGAAAGGACAGGACGAGGAUUCGCUUGGUGGAUAUGAUUACAAUGACAUGGGUUCUGAUUCUGAUUUUGAUGACUUUGGCCCUAUGAAUGUCACCAAAACUGGUACUGGUUUCUCCAUACAGUUCCCUUGAGCUGUUAAGCUCCAUAUUCUUGGAACCACCCUUGCCAUUUCUGUUGUUCAACUGGUAUUUUAAUUGCUGAACAUCAUCUGGAGAAUCCGCAGUGAGAAUAAUUGAUAAGGAAAUCUCAAAUUCUUCCUCUGUUUUGACAUGAUGUGUGAACAAAGGGGUAAAAUAUUGAAAAUCAAGCAUGAUGGAUUAUGUGUUAUAGUGAUAUCCAUAGUUGAUGUAGUACAACAUUAUGUAAACGGUAAACAUUUCUUUCACAUCACUUUUCUCUAAAGGUAGAACAGCAUUAUGUAAACCAAAAACAUUCCUCUAUUUCCUCAUGUAUGCAAGUUAUCAAAUUCUCAUAAAUGAGAACCCAACAAUUGUUGGGCACCCUAAAAGUACAUUGUUAUUGUGGAUAAA